Molecule: messenger RNA, 1731 nt
Organism: Schistosoma bovis
Lineage: Eukaryota; Metazoa; Platyhelminthes; Trematoda; Strigeidida; Schistosomatidae
Source: the annotation of a GenBank genome assembly
AUGAAUACCUAUACUACUACUACUACUACUACUACUACUACUACUACUACUACUACUACUACUACUACUACUACUACUACUACUACUACUACUACUACUACUACUACUACUACUACUACUACUACUACUACUACUACUACUACUACUACUACUACUACUACUACUACUACUACUACUACUACUACUACUACUACUACUACUACUACUACUACUACUACUACUACUACUACUACUACUACUACUACUACUACUACUACUACUACUACUACUACUACUACUACUACUACUACUACUACUACUACUACUACUACUACUACUACUACUACUACUACUACUACUACUACUACUACUACUACUACUACUACUACUACUACUACUACUACUACUACUACUACUACUACUACUACUACUACUACUACUACUACUACUACUACUACUACUACUACUACUACUACUACUACUACUACUACUACUACUACUACUACUACUACUACUACUACUACUACUACUACUACUACUACUACUACUACUACUACUACUACUACUACUACUACUACUACUACUACUACUACUACUACUACUACUACUACUACUACUACUACUACUACUACUACUACUACUACUACUACUACUACUACUACUACUACUACUACUACUACUACUACUACUACUACUACUACUACUACUACUACUACUACUACUACUACUACUACUACUACUACUACUACUACUACUACUACUACUACUACUACUACUACUACUACUACUACUACUACUACUACUACUACUACUACUACUACUACUACUACUACUACUACUACUACUACUACUACUACUACUACUACUACUACUACUACUACUACUACUACUACUACUACUACUACUACUACUACUACUACUACUACUACUACUACUACUACUACUACUACUACUACUACUACUACUACUACUACUACUACUACUACUACUACUACUACUACUACUACUACUACUACUACUACUACUACUACUACUACUACUACUACUACUACUACUACUACUACUACUACUACUACUACUACUACUACUACUACUACUACUACUACUACUACUACUACUACUACUACUACUACUACUACUACUACUACUACUACUACUACUACUACUACUACUACUACUACUACUACUACUACUACUACUACUACUACUACUACUACUACUACUACUACUACUACUACUACUACUACUACUACUACUACUACUACUACUACUACUACUACUACUACUACUACUACUACUACUACUACUACUACUACUACUACUACUACUACUACUACUACUACUACUACUACUACUACUACUACUACUACUACUACUACUACUACUACUACUACUACUACUACUACUACUACUACUACUACUACUACUACUACUACUACUACUACUACUACUACUACUACUACUACUACUACUACUACUACUACUACUACUACUACUACUACUACUACUACUACUACUACUACUACUACUACUACUACUACUACUACUACUACUACUACUACUACUACUACUACUACUACUACUACUACUACUACUACUACUACUACUACUACUACUACUACUACUACUACUACUACUACUACUACUACUACUACUACUACUACUACUACUACUACUACUACUACUACUACUACUAUGUUUACCAGCGAUCCAGAAUUUUCCGGAAACCCAAGGCCAUCUAACUUAUUAUAA